AUGAAAUUUGUGGAUUUAUUCAUCAAAUUGAGCGCACUGCUCUUGUUAACGAGCUUUACAAAUGCCUUCUACUACUUCAGCAAUGGAGGAGAGCGCAAAUGUUUCAACAAGGAGCUUGUUCAGGGCACCGUGUUACACGGCAGAUUUAAUGUUCAGUCUUAUGACGACAACCUCAAAGCCUAUAAAACUCCUUCUGGUGAGGAGAUUUCCGUGAUCUUGGAUGUGGAAGAGGUUUUCGACGAUAACCACCGGGUGAUGAAUCAGAAAAGAACCGCUCAAGGCGAGUUUACGUUCAAUGCUUUAGAUUCCGGCGAACACAAAAUUUGUAUACAACCACAGGCACAAGGAUGGCUAGCGAAAGUCAAAACAAAGGUUGAAAUUGAUUUUGAGACUGGCUCUGACCUACACUUAGAUUCCAAGGGGAAAGAGGUCAUGCAAUCGCUACAAAACAAGAUAAAAAUACUAAAUGAACGAGUCAUGGAGAUCAAGAGAGAACAGGACCUUGUUAGAGAACGUGAAGCCAUGUUCAGAGAUGUAUCCGAGUCCGCUAACUCUCGCGCUAUGUGGUGGACUGUCUUUCAGGUCUUCGUUUUGGGUGGCACUUGCGCAUGGCAGCUCAGACAUUUGCGCACAUUUUUCGUCAAGCAAAAGAUUUUGUAA
Molecule: messenger RNA, 660 nt
Organism: Lachancea nothofagi CBS 11611
Lineage: Eukaryota; Fungi; Ascomycota; Saccharomycetes; Saccharomycetales; Saccharomycetaceae
Source: the annotation of a GenBank genome assembly